Bemisia tabaci is the source of this 919-nucleotide messenger RNA. The record is from RefSeq and is a predicted model, not a curated record. NCBI's taxonomy places the organism in Eukaryota, Metazoa, Arthropoda, Insecta, Hemiptera, Aleyrodidae.
GAAGCAGAAAUAAAAAAAGCUGCCAAAGAAAAUGACAAAGAUGCGUGCACAAUUUUAGCCAAACAACUGGUUGCUUUGAGGAAGCAGAAAACAAGAUCCUAUGCUGCAAAUACAAAGCUGCAAAGUGUUGGAAAUCAAACCAAAUUAAUGGGUGCCAAUAUGAAACUAGCUGAAACUAUGUCAACAACCUCAAAAUCAAUGCAAAAAAUGAAUAAUAUUCUCAAACCGGAACAAGUGAUGGGUGAAAUGAAUGCAUUCUCUCAAGCUGUCACUAAAAUGAAUAUGACAGAUGAUAUGAUCAAUGACACAUUGAACGAUAUUCUGGAUGAGUCUGGAGAUGAAGAGGAAAGUGAUGCCAUCGUCAAUCAAGUACUGGAUGAAAUUGGCAUCGAAAUUUCCGGUCAUAUGUCUAAAGCACCCUCCGUAUCCAGCGAGAAAGUUAGUUCCAAGUCUAAAGCCAAGCUUCCGACCGAUGAAGAAAUUGAAGCGCAGCUCGCUAAAUUAUUAAAGACGCCCUAAAUUCUUAUUUCUUUUUCUCUCAGCCUACCUCAAUAGUUGAUUCCAAAUCAAAAACUAGGCUUCUUACCAAUUUAUCAAGAAUAUCAAAUUCCUCCCCCCCCCCCCAAAUAUAUUUCUUUAAGUCAAACUCAAAGUUAUAGUCCCAAAUAAAAGAAUCAGACUUGUGAACAUUUCUGAAAAAUCUGAUUGUAAGCAAAGCUUUGGCUAUCUACAUACAUAAAUCUGUAAAUAAAUUAAACUAUCUUUAAAGUAGUUUCAAAAUGCGCAGAUCACAGGUUACUGCUGAUACAUUAGAUUAUGAAUUGAACUAUCAAAGCAAAAUGUACCUGUUAUCUGAGUACUGAGAGAGGACUCUGACCUCAAAGUGAGAAACCACAUCUGUUUCCUCGACCUCCCCCCC